Messenger RNA from Malus domestica (apple), 1822 nucleotides. RefSeq names its product E3 ubiquitin-protein ligase PRT1-like. The record is from RefSeq and is a predicted model, not a curated record. NCBI's taxonomy places the organism in Eukaryota, Viridiplantae, Streptophyta, Magnoliopsida, Rosales, Rosaceae. Gene Ontology annotation, biological process: proteasome-mediated ubiquitin-dependent protein catabolic process. Gene Ontology annotation, molecular function: ubiquitin protein ligase activity; zinc ion binding.
CCGUGGGCAAUCAAUUAGCCAUCGCUUGAAUAUGCGUCUUCGAUGUGACGUUCAGCAGAAAUAAGCAGCUCAUAAAAAUCUCUGUGUAUGCAAACCCUCAUCACUCUCUCUGUAUAACUCUAGGUUCAGCUAUCCCCAAAAUCUCUGUACUGCUUCCAAUGGACGAAUCCGAUCACCGAAUGAUGGAAAUCGCGGACGGCGGCGUUCAACCGGAGGAGGAAAUCUCCGACUCCUUCCUCUGCUGCGUUUGCCUGGAUCUUCUGCACAAACCUAUAGUGCUCUCUUGUGGGCACAUUUCGUGUUUCUGGUGUGUGCAUAGAUCAAUGAGCAGUGAGCGCCAAUCUUAUUGUCCGCUUUGUAGGCAUCCGUAUAAUCACUUUCCGACGAUCUGUCAAAUGCUUCAUUUUUUGCUGCUCAAGAAGUAUCCUGUUGCCUAUAGGAGAAGGGAAUUGCAAAUUCUCGAGGAAGAGAAGAAACUUGGCUUCUUCUCACCGCAGUUUGAUACACAUUCAAGCAGCUCUGAAGCUAAUCAAUGCUCCAAUGUUCUGGCCAAUUCUGCUUGCAGAAGAUGUUGUGAAAAUGUGAAGAAAAUUGAGUCCAGCCCACGUAUUGAGAAUAGUACAGAUGUUCCUAAGGAAGCCCAUUGUGGUGUUUGUGAGGGAAUUGGGAAUGUUGCUGACGAAGAAAAGAAUUCCCUGUUAAAUAUGGAUUGUGGGAGUCGGAUCCGAUUUUCAGUUGCUGAUGUGCUAUGUGCCGCAUGCGAGCAACUAUUGUUUCAUCCUGUGGUUCUUAACUGUGGCCACGUAUAUUGUGAAAGUUGUAUUGUCAAUCCGGAUGAACAGAUGCUUACAUGUAAAGUUUGUCAAAGUUGUCACCCGUCAGGAUUUCCAAAAGUUUGUUUGGAGCUUGGCCGCUUUCUGGAGGAGCAAUUUCCUAAAGAAUAUGCCCUGAGAAGAGAUGCUGUGCAGUUUAAACAAGCAGAUCUCAAGCAUGAGAACCCAGCUGCCUGUACAACAAAAGAUGGUAACAAAGGAGAGAAGUUAUCAUGGUGGUCUGACCCUAACUCAAAGAUUCACCCAGGAUGUGGUUGUGAUUCUUGUGGGAUGUAUCCAAUCAUUGGCGAUAGAUACCAAUGCAUAGACUGUACCGAGAAAAUGGGAUUCGACCUUUGCAGCCAUUGUUAUAAUACAAGGUCCAAGCUUCCAGGUCGCUUCAAUCAACAGCAUACACCAGAACACAGGCUUGAGCAUGUACGCAUAGAAACGAUUCGUAAUCAGUUAAAACUAGUGACAGGACGCUUGGAUGAUCGUUCUCUUGCUCUUCUCAUCAGUAAUAUUACUUCACAAGCUUCAUCAGGACUUAUUUCUGCCGCCUUAUCUACCGUGGCUCGGGAGGAGGCCGAGAGUAGAUUAGCUGCCCAGGCUGCCGUCACUAAUACUGGAGAUGAACAAGAUGAUUCCCAACCCACUCUUUCAUUUGAAAACCAGUAACGCUGCUUCUUGAGCGCAGCUUUUAUAUAUGUUUUCUUAAAAUUCAGGUUCCUGGAAGUCAUGUUGAGCCCAGACCUGGUUAGUUUUCUUCUCUAAUUGCAUUUGUCGCCGGUGUGGUGAGGCCGAAUGCCUCCUAAUGUUGGAAAUGCUUUGCUUCUUCCGCAAGUUAAAUUUCGGUUUAGGGUUCAUAUCAAGGACUAUGAUGAUUGUACGUAAUUGAAACUUUGGUUGCUCUAGGAGUAUUCCUUCAUAUAUCAUUACUAGUGUAUAAUGUAUGUUUACAAAAUAACACUUCUUAGUCUACAUUGUACAAAUGAAUUAUUAUUUUAUUC